CUCACGUUUUCAGCCAACCGCCGCCCAACUGAUCCGUCCAAAGUGAUUGGGCUUUGCCGGAUUACCGGCUCUGUCCAAGAGAAUCUUGGCCGCGGCUCAGACGCGGAGUGAGCGUCUGAUACGACAACACAGCCAGUCCAAAUUUAUUCAAAGUAACCAUCCUCACCCAAGUUUGAAUCUGAGUUUCUGUGCCCACUUUCCUGCCUAGAGCCAUACGUCUAUCACUAGAUAUCCGCUAUCACGUCCUUAUGUCUUGGAACAUCUCCGCCGCCAGCGAAGAAUGGCUGAAAGACUUUGUCAGUCGCAUGAAAUCCCAGAAUGGAGUCCUUGACGGUCCAAUAGGAGGCGGUUCGGUGGUCCAGCUUUCAGACAACAUGGUAGUCAAAUACGGGUUAGGGGUGACUGCUCAGGAAGCGGCGACUCAGGACUUCGCCUAUCAACAUGCCAACCAUAGUAUCGUUCGCAUCCCCCGGGUGUACCGCUUCUUCGUCGACAAGUCAACUGGCCUCCCCUAUGGAUACCUUUUCAUGGAGUAUCUCCGUGGCUGGGGCUUAGAUCACCUCGACCUUAAUAUUCAUACAGAUAUCAUUCCGCGCGUUGCUAGUAUAAUUUCCCACCUUGGAAGUAUAUCUAGCAACAGCCAGGCGUCGCCGGGGCCAGUUGGAGGGGGCAAGCCGCAAGGCUACCUCUGGUCCGACUAUGGCACUUGCACUAUAUUCCGUUCCAUCGAAGACAUGAAUACAUGGCUAAACAAGAGGCUUGCAUUGCACGGUAAAUCCAUCGAUCUCACCUCCCAAAGGCUUGUGUUCUGCCAUUUGGAUCUCUGCCGUCGGAAUAUGAUUAUGCUACGCGACAGAUCAAUAGGCCUUAUAGACUUUGGGCAUGCAGGUUUUUUCCCUCGCUUUUUCGAAAUUGUUUCCUUGGAAUACUUGAAUCCCUACGAUCCCAAUUAUACCGGGCCACUUAGAGCAGCGGCGACACAACAAUUGCACUUGAACGAAGAAGAAAAGGGCUUGAUUGAGCUAAUGCAUCGAGUGGUUUCCGUCAAUUUGCGAUUUAUCCACUUUAGCGGUGAAGAGUAUGCACAUACCCAUUCUCCACCUGAGGUUAUCCCGCCGCCCAAUGCAAAACCUCCAACACCUCCGAGACCUCCAACCCCUUCAUCAUCACGACCUCCUCCGCCGCCACCCCCUCCACCGAAAUCAGACCGUCAACCACCUACAUCAAUAACUCCGCCGCCGCCUCCUCCAGCCCAACCUCGUUCCUCCAUUGGACAAAGAGCCUGAUAGUCGGGUCGGACCGGAAAUAGACCGGGUUGGUUCAGUGCCGGCGCUCAUUUGAGUCGGUGAUUUGUAGGGUGCUUUCGUCUAUAGCGAAGCAGCAGAGCAUUGCUCAUAUGCUUGUCCUUCGAUUCGCCUUACGUAGGUGGUACUCUGCAAUUGUUUGCACACGAUAUAUGGGCUACAAGCGCUGAUGACGCGAUUUGGAUUAUCGGUUUUCUUGCUCAGGUGAAAUGCGGUCUAUAUCCUAGAGUUUUAGUUCGACAAAUUGUGGACUAGUUACAUAUAUCCGUUUGAUUAGCAGUGAAAGGGGUUGUAUAAUAUAUGCUUAAAUAAUAACCUUAAGGCCUAAAGCUACCGUAUAGAAAGAAUAAGUUAAAGAGAGAAAGGAGAUGCGAGGGCAUUAAGUUUAUAUACUCGGGCACUGUAGAGGGACGGCUGUAAAUGAACCUAGCAUCAAUUAUGGACUCAGCGCCAACCAGGCCUACCAGAUAGCU
Mytilinidion resinicola is the source of this 1777-nucleotide messenger RNA. RefSeq lists its product as uncharacterized. The coding region runs from base 249 to 1286 and encodes 345 amino acids. The transcript has 3 exons. Lineage: Eukaryota; Fungi; Ascomycota; Dothideomycetes; Mytilinidiales; Mytilinidiaceae. The record is from RefSeq and is a predicted model, not a curated record.